This is a messenger RNA of Miscanthus lutarioriparius, 303 nucleotides long. The record is from the annotation of a GenBank genome assembly. NCBI's taxonomy places the organism in Eukaryota, Viridiplantae, Streptophyta, Magnoliopsida, Poales, Poaceae.
AUGGCAGCGGCUGCGGGCGGCGGAACCAAGGCGAGCGCCAACAUGUGGGCCGUGCUCGCCGACGAUGAUCCCGGCGACAACGAGGCAGCCAAGAGACUUGAGAGGGACACCAAGGGCAGAGAAGCCACGGAAUACAAGCACCAGCAGACGAUGGCGACGGCGGCCUCGAGGGCCGCCCGUCGGCAACGCUGCAGAGCAGCGCCGCCGACGUCUGGUCGCAGCGAAGAAGAAGCGCGAACGAAAGCGGAGCAGGAAGCAGAGGAAGAAGCUGCAGCCGGUAGCGGUGGCCAAUGGCGAUGCUAA